AUGCGUCUUCUUGCUUUAGCAUCAACUUUACUCACUGCUCUUGCAGCGGUGACCACUGGUUCAUUUCUAUCUCCUAGAAAAGAGAUAGCAUUGUGUCUUUGCGAAGACGAAGCAUGGGAUAUCACAAGACGGUGGCUCAGCGUCUUCUCAACCCCUGGCGUUUCUAGCAAGGCGGAGCUAGCGACCAUCGUUUCUCAAAAUCUCACGAGCUACGACGACGCAUUUGGGCCUCCAACUAUCGGCAUCGAUGGACUCUGGGCCGCCCUGACAGCACCUGGCAACGCGACGACAGCCAACGUGACGCAGACGCCUAACUUUAUGCUCCAUGCAUGCGACCAGAUUGCGUACAACUGGCAGUACACCGCCGUUACGACUGGUUAUAACUCAACGGUACCGGCUGGAACGCCAGUUGCGUUUACCGGAAAUGAUAUCAUCCGAAUUGAUCUAGCGACAAGGCUGAUAUCUAAUGCCACUUCCGUUGGAAAUUGGAUUGUACUUGCCCAGCAACUGGGAGACUUGAAUCUUGCAAAGCAACAUGGAAAGAAACUUUCAUCUAAUCAGACCCUGAAACAAUCCUGA
Messenger RNA from Colletotrichum lupini, 579 nucleotides. RefSeq lists its product as uncharacterized. Bases 1 to 579 code for a protein of 192 amino acids. Lineage: Eukaryota; Fungi; Ascomycota; Sordariomycetes; Glomerellales; Glomerellaceae. The transcript is spliced from 3 exons. The record is from RefSeq and is a predicted model, not a curated record.